GUGAACAUUAUUGUCGAGACCUCAAAUCCAAAGAAGAGUUUUCACCACGAAUCCUGCGCUCGUUAGAUGCUCUGGCAAUGUACCUCGUUUCGGAGGCACGUAUCAUGGAACGCGGUUCAGAGGCUGCCAAGAAGGAGGCACGUGAGAAUGUACCAGCAGACAAAGUCAAGGACCCCUCGAUUCUUGCUCGUGAAUUACGAUGGAGAGUGCGGAAUGCUGCUGGCGUUGACUCGGACGCCGAGCUGGGAGGGGAUGAUGCGAACAUUAUGCCAAUCAAAAGAGAGCUCGGCUCCUCGCGCGAGACAGCGAAGAGAAGAAAACGUGAAGAUGGUACAUCACUGUUCAAGAAUUGGCAACCACCAGAAUGGAGCCACAUUGAAAACUCGCCGUUGCAGACAUCGCACGAUACUAUCAAAGUCGAAAAUGCUGCCGAUGAGGAUGGUGGCUGGAUGGCUAGUGAAGGAUUGCAAGGUGAUGUUAUGAGAAGCAAAAAGGUCAAUGGGGUUACCAAGGUUCGAAAGCUGGACCAUGGAGCUAUUGAACGCUACUCUGUGAUCAGAACCGUUGAUGACAGCGAGGCUAGUGACGAUGGCCAGAAACAAGAUACUAAAUCAAUAAAGCAAGCGCAGCCGGUCAAAGCAGCGCCGGUUCCCUCUUCAUCACUUUCAGCCCCCCUUCCAAAACCACGUAGAAGAGAUGGCCCGCUCAAAAUCACCGUGGAAGCACCUACAAGAGAUGCAAAUGAUUCUAUUGUGGAUUCUCGCCCAAUAAAGAAGGCUAAAUUGGAAGGGGCAGCAUUCACAAAGUCAUCAUAUGAUGGAAUAUCCAUAGAUGAUGCUGGAGAGGACGGUGAACAGGCCCCAAAGACGUCAUCCUUAUCUUUAAUCCCUCCUUCUCGAAUGGCCAAAGGGAAGAGUAAGGCGAUUGAACCAGUAGAGCCAGUAGAAGACUUCUUUUCCAUCGAAGACGAUGGGCCACCGAAAUCCACUAUAAAGUCUGCUGCACCUUCUGUAAAGGAUUUUGUACCCCCAGUGCCGACACAAAACGACCCAUAUCCAGGCUACUACAUGAAGCCCAACGGUGAAUGGGCGAUGCACGAUCCGGAAUAUUAUUGGUCCAUUACAAAAGCAUGGCAGCAACCACCAGGAGCAGAUAUUACCAUGCAAGGUUCUUCAGCUGCUACAAAUAAACGAAGGAGAGGUUGGGAAGGAGAAGAAGAUGACCUCCAACAAGUUAGCGCUAUGGAUGAAGCCAGUCGAAUGAGAGACGAGAUCGAAAAUACAAAAUCACUCACCGUAGAUACCAUACGCGCGGGUCCAACCGCACCGAACAUGACUAUGACGGCAGGUUGA
This is a messenger RNA of Acaulospora colombiana, 1352 nucleotides long. NCBI's taxonomy places the organism in Eukaryota, Fungi, Glomeromycota, Glomeromycetes, Diversisporales, Acaulosporaceae. The record is from the annotation of a GenBank genome assembly.